AUGACUACACAAGAGCUCACGGAACAACAAAUAGGGUUUUUUGAAAGAUGCGAGGAGUGUUACCAUCUAAUCCAGAGCUUCUUAAACGAUACUUUGCCAAAUGGUUUGGUUUCGCCGAGACAUAAGAAGUAUGAAUAUGACCCAAUUCUAAGACACGCUGUAAAAGAAAAGAUCAAAUCAAGCAUGACGAAGUUGGAAAAAUCAAUAGACCUUCACGGGUUGAAGGAAAUUGCAAUAUCGUAUAACGGAGGAAAAGACUGUUUGGUCAUGUUGAUCUUGCUUUUGGCAUCCAUAUACAAGAAAUUUCUCAGCACCCACGAGGCAAAUCGUGGUGGAAACUUCUAUUCCAGUGGAAUUAUACCCCACGACUACAAGCUAGACUCUAUCUAUGUCAAUGCCGAGACUCCAUUCCCUCAAUUGACAGAAUUCAUAAAACAAUCUACGCAAUACUACCACUUGAAUCCGAUUUUUAUAAUAGACUCAAUGAAAUGUGGAUUUGAACACUACUUAAAUGAGAUUAAUACAAACAUUAAAUCAGUCAUAGUGGGAAUUAGGCACACCGAUCCUUAUGGCGCACAACUUCAGGAUGAGCAAUACACAGACAGUGAUUGGCCUAGAUUCUUGAGAAUUCAUCCCAUUUUAGACUGGAAAUACGUGGAAAUUUGGGACUUUUUGGUUGGUUCUGAUGUUGAUUAUUGCACCUUGUAUGACGAAGGUUAUACAAGUUUAGGUGGUGUCAAUACAACUGUUCCCAAUCCAGAAUUAUUGAUUCCCGGUGGUGAAAACAAGUACCUACCCGCAUAUAUGUUGAAAGAUAAUGCUGAUGCCUUGGAAAGGCUAGGUAGAGUGAAGGUUCAACAAUAA
Messenger RNA from Lodderomyces orthopsilosis Co 90-125, 864 nucleotides. RefSeq names its product FMN adenylyltransferase (gene FAD1). Lineage: Eukaryota; Fungi; Ascomycota; Pichiomycetes; Serinales; Debaryomycetaceae. The transcript is spliced from 2 exons. Bases 1 to 864 code for a protein of 287 amino acids. The record is from RefSeq and is a predicted model, not a curated record. Gene Ontology annotation, biological process: FAD biosynthetic process. Gene Ontology annotation, molecular function: FMN adenylyltransferase activity.